Messenger RNA from Naegleria fowleri, 2994 nucleotides. RefSeq lists its product as uncharacterized. Gene Ontology annotation, biological process: transmembrane transport. Lineage: Eukaryota; Heterolobosea; Eutetramitea; Acrasida; Naegleriidae. The coding region runs from base 1 to 2994 and encodes 997 amino acids. Gene Ontology annotation, cellular component: membrane. Gene Ontology annotation, molecular function: sucrose:proton symporter activity. The transcript has 5 exons. The record is from RefSeq and is a predicted model, not a curated record.
AUGAACCUCCACAAUCAAAAGGAUCACAUCAAAGAAGACAAGUCGACUAAUUUGAUUCCUCACUCACUCUUUUCUCCAAAACAACAAGAAUUCAAACUAAAAGAGGGUCCACGCUCCUCCCCUAUCACUCACACUCUUGAAAUUCCAGCCAACUCCUCCACUUCCUCAAUUGCAAUCGUCCAAACAAAAUCACCACCACCACCACCGGAUCUCGAUUUCCAAUCUCCAAGUAAUAGUGAGGAAAUCCUUCCUUUCAUGAACCAUAACAGCCCAAACCCUAACAACAACAACACGACCAUUCAUUACAAUAAUCAGAGAGAAUCUUCUUUUGAGAAAUACUUCUUCCAACCUCCUCCUCCUGCACUUCAAGAAGAAGAAAAAAACGCUCCUCACUUGGCUCUUCCACCAAAAGCAAUUCCAUCGGAACAAGAAUCUUUAGUACUACCCAUCGAUCGAGGGGAUCGGAAGAACAAGUUCUCUCAACAGGAACCAUUUUCACGAAUUGAACCUCAAACUUUGAGUUGUAGCGGUAGUAAUCAUAGUACAAACAACAAGACUCGCAUUCCGUCUCUCCAUUUGGAAAAUUCCACAAAUCCAGAAGAGGAGAUCAUCUCAAAGUAUAAUCACCAACACCAACACCAGCACCAGCAACAACAACCUCUUCUCUCAUUUCACAAGAAGGUACCUUCCGACGACACGUUUCUCGCUUCUUCUUCUUCUUCAUUGGAUAGUAAACACAUCAAACAACACCACUUGUCACUCCAUUCUCGUGAGCCAUUCUUUCAAGAAUAUUCCAAUCCAACUUCCAGAAGAACACAUUCCAAGCUUGGAAAAACAAAAUUUGAUAGCUAUUUUGAUUUUAGAGGAUUGAGCAGUCGCUCAGCAUCGAAACGUCAACAGCAACAACCACAGAAAGAACAUAAUUUUCAGGCCAACCAAAUUCACACGCUCAGUAGUGAAACACAAAAUUUGUUGGUGGAAAUUUCAAGUGAAAAAGAAUUAUCGAUUGCUCAACAGGAAGAAGAACCACAAAAUAUUGUAUACCAAGAAAGUACGAGUCAAAAUUUGGAAAAUAUGACAAACACACCUCCAAAGAAGGCAUCAAAAUUGAGAGUGUUUUGGGCAACUGCAUGUUUCAGUGGACUGCAAUUUGGUUGGGCACUUCAAAUAGCUCUAUUAACUCCUUUUAUUUUGGAAUUGGGUCUCUCAAAAACUCUCAUCACUUUGGUUUGGUUAUGUGGACCUGUGACUGGUUUGAUUGUACAACCCAUUGUUGGAGUUUUAAGUGACAAAUGUAAAAGUCCACUUGGAAAGAGAAGACCGUUCCUCAUUGUUGGAACCAUCAUGGUUGCAUUAUCUUUAUUACUCAUUCCAAAUAGUUUAGAUUUAGGUCAUUGGAUGGGAGAUACAGCCACAGAUCAUACUAUUGCCAUUGUGUUAGCAAUUAUUGGAUUUUGGAUUUUGGAUGUUUCAAACAAUACGCUACAAGGGCCAACAAGAGCACUAGUGGCUGACAUGGCCUCUCACAAAAAUCAAGCAUUUGGAAAUGCAACCUUAACCUUUUGGAGUGGAUUGGGAAAUAUUUUGGGCUAUUUGGCAGGAUUUGUCAAAUGGUCUUCCUACAUUACAGUUUUUAAAACAGAAGCUUGUUCGGAAGGAUGUCAAAAUUUAAAGAUUUGUUUUCUCAUUAGUAUUGGAUUUUUAUUAUUGACUUUUAUGGUCACGCUAUUUGCUGCUCGUGAGGAAUCCACAUGGAAAAAGAAAGCUUCUUCCCAUGACCAUACCACUACUGCAACCAAACUUGGAGAAGCGCAAACAAACAUGAUGGAUGGUGAAACAGAUCAUUUAUUGAUGAAACAAGACAAGUCCAUUAAUAGUAUUGUUGAAGACGAUGAUGAUGAGGAACAAGAGACCACUCGAGUCACAACACCAUUGCAAGUUGGCUCAUCCAUAGACGAUGGUGAUCCUUACACGAAUAGUAUUAGAAAAAGUCAAAGCGAGCCUAUUCAACUUGGUGACUCGAGCUUGACAGAUUCAAGAGAAUUAUUUUCACAUCACGCUCAUGAGGAUGAUGAAUAUUAUUAUCAACACUCAAGUCGUCACACUCAUGACGUGGUAAAUGAAGAAAAAAUGAAUGAACAUUCACAACAACAACCAAUCAAUGCAGAAGAAGAAAAUUCUCAAACAAUUCUUGUGGAUGCCACUCCCAUUCUCGAACACAAUCUCAUUAAGGAAAAGCAAGAACAUACGAUAUUCCCACCAGAUACUCGAAAUGUUUCAUUAAGUGGAAUGAAAUCUGCUCGACAAUUGGCUCAAUAUUUGAGAGCAGCGUUACAUUUACCAAAAGCCAUGUGGAGAGUGUGUUUGGUGAAUUUCUUUUCAUGGUUUGGAUGGUUUUGUUUUUUAGUGUACAUUACAACAUGGGUCGGUGAGAAUGUCUUUCAUGGCAGCAGUGAUGAAAACUCUCCAGCCUAUCGACUCUAUGUGAAAGGUGUUCAAUAUGGAUCUUUUGGAUUGGCAGGGUUUGCCGGUUCAAGCAUUCUCUUCUCUCUCAUGUUGCCCUCCAUGACUCACAAACUUGGAUUCAAAUGGACUUUCUUUGUGGGUCAAAUUGCAUUGGCUCUAUGUUUGGGUUCUACUCUCUUCGUCACAAACAAAAUACUUGCCUUAUUGGUAAUUACUACUUUUGGAUUUCCAUGGGCAGUCAAUGGUACGAUCCCAUUUGCCAUUGUGGCAACCAUUGCUAAAAAACAUGAAAAAGGGACUUAUAUGGGACUAUUGAACAUAUUUAUUGUAGUUCCUCAAUUAGUGAUGAGUUCGGUGGGACCUCUCAUUUCCUUUAUUUCACAUGGAAAUGUCGCUUGGACCUUGAUGGUUGGUGCCAUGAGUGUUCUAAUCUCGAGUAUUUUGAUUUAUUUCUUAAUUAUUCCAAAGAAGAUUGAGAGAAGAAGGAAGAGAGGAUUGGGUUUUGGUGGAGGUGGAGGAGGACACUAA